Molecule: messenger RNA, 1979 nt
Organism: Perca fluviatilis (European perch)
Lineage: Eukaryota; Metazoa; Chordata; Actinopteri; Perciformes; Percidae
Gene: ppp1r42
Product: protein phosphatase 1, regulatory subunit 42
Exons: 8
Coding region: 226-1155 (309 amino acids)
Molecular function (GO): protein binding
Source: RefSeq, a predicted model, not a curated record
UGUGACAAUGCGUUGCUUCCGUGGUUUCCAUAGCAACGUAAUAUUCUCAAACAAAACCGCCUCGCGGUUCGCUUUAUCCCUACAACCUCUUUAAAACAGUUUAGCUAGCUCACAUUUCCAAAUUUUCUGAAGACCACAAGAGACAGCUCUAGUCACUGUUGUGGGCUGAAUGCUUGGCUGAAGCUGAAAAGAUCCUCUCUAAAGCAGCGUCUGUGACGAGCUACCAUGGUACGCCUCACCAUAGAUCUGAUUGCUAAAUCUAGAAACCACUUCAAAAAGAAAAGGGGGCUCUCCUUCCAAGACUACCUCAAGACACUCACCCACCUCCACUUUUUCAGCAGGAGUAUAGAAGAUAUCGGUGAUCUUUCCAUGUGUAGAAACCUCACUGUUCUUUACCUGUAUGAUAAUCAGAUCACACACAUUUGCAACCUUGGCUUUGCCUCCAACCUCACCCAUCUGUAUAUGCAGAACAACAACAUCACUCGUAUAGAGAAUCUAUCCAAUCUGCGGAGGCUCUCCAAGCUGUAUCUGGGUGGAAACAUGAUUGCAGUGGUGGAGGGGUUAGAAACUCUCUGUGAGCUCAAGGAGCUUCAUCUGGAGAGUCAGAGGCUGGCACCAGGGGAAAAGUUGCUCCUUGACCCCAUGAAUCUCCUCUCACUGGCUAAAUCUCUUUGUGUCCUGAAUAUCAAUAACAACAACAUUGAUGAUAUCAGGGACCUGACAGUGCUGAAGGAACUCCAGAGGUUUUCUGCUGCUGACAAUCGAUUGCACAGUAUGGAGGAGUUAGAGGAUGUGUUCAGCCACUGGCCUCACCUGCUUGACAUGGAUUUGGGUGAAAAUCCUGUGUGUAAAAAACCUAAGUACAGAGACCGCCUGAUAACCGUGUGCAAAAGCCUCAAGGUUCUCAAUGGCCGAGAAAUUAAGGAGUUAAACAGACAGUUCCUUAUUAACUGGAAAGCAUCCAAAGAGGCCAAGAAGAAAACAAAUAACAAACAUUUGAUUGGUGGACCGUUGAGCUCCUAUCCCUCCCUAACAAAUGACUUUAACGUGGGUCAGGGUCCACAUCCUGGUCACGUCUGCAGCCACGCUAACUUGCAGAGGUGGAAGCCGCAGCAGCCCCUCAGGUCCAUCAUAGUUCACACAGACCUCACUUAACGUCUCACUGCAUUUCAUUACUCACUAAAUAUAAAACCAUAGACAUCAAAUUAGCAACGUUACAACCAGCUGUCAAUUUGUUUACUACAUGAUGAAAUGUACAAAUAAUGAGUGAUGACAACUGCUAAUAGGUUUGAACUCACCCCACAUCCUGAUUCAUCUUACAAUUCUCCCCAAAUUCAAGAAGACAUGUUUUUAGAUUAGUUUCAUUGUAAAGUGGUAUCAGUUAUUUUAAUUUCCCUCAUUCCUUCCUCUUGACAAAUUAUUUGCUAUUUUGUGCUCAUGUUCCCUUGAUUAGCAGUGGUGUAAUAGUGCUUUCAGUCUCUAUUAAUUUAACACAAAGGAAUUGUAAGAGAAAUCUUCUAUGAUAGCUGACCCAUGAUUUGAUAACGCUUGUUCUACUUUUUUCUCUGAUAUUAUAGGGCACAAAAAUAAAAGAUUCCUUUGAGCGGACGUCUCAAUCGUGGGGCUGUCUCAUCAUCACCCAUCUGCAGUCAUGCGGAUGCUUUAGACAAAACCUACCAGUCCACUAAAAUCUCCACCUCCUCCUCCUCCACACAUGCAGGACUAACCCUGCUACUGCCUUAAGCGCCUCAGUCAUCAUAGCUGCAGUGGAUCUUUCAUGCUUGUAUAUAUUUAGCAGGGCACAGAACAGUCACUGUCACCCACUUGCUGUGAUGUCCAUAGCUGUAGUAUAGUGAAUUAUAGUGGUUUAAAAGCAUAUUUUCAAAUGUUUUGAUUUGAUCAGCCCCCUCAAAACUACAUUUAUAUAAAGUAAUUAAUAGGCUGGAAUUAAUUAAGAAAUUAAAGAGUAAAACAAUGAA